UAUAUGUCGUUACCUCUACCUCUCAAUGUUUGUCGCGAACAUCCCAGAGUAUUGUCGACCCACGAUUCCUGCAAAUCCAAAAGUUCCCGGAAUCGAAACCCUAGAUUGAUUCUUGCAACGUUUCACACCGUUGGUAAGCUAGGACAGCUUAAUUUAUUGUCCUGCAAAACCAAUGGCUUCGAAGCCUCUAUUAUCAGUACUUAUACCAAUUAUCUUCAUCAUCUUCACCUUCACGACUACAUUCAUAUCAACCACACAUUCUCUACCUUUUGUGGUGUUCCAUGGUAAUUACUUUACUCUCAUUCUCUGUAUUGCAGAUAAAUGCACUACUAAGGGAGUCACGAGUUUCACUGAGAAUCUGGGUAACUGGUCAGGUUCUCAAGGACAUUGCGUAGAAAUUGGAGAUGGAUCAUCGGAUUCCUGGUUUAUGCCCCUUCUGGAACAGACAGAAAUUGCUUGUGAGAAGGUGAAGAACAUUAGUGAACUCAGUGAUGGUUACAACAUAGUCGGGCUUUCGCAGGGUAACAUGGUUGGCCGAGGCGUAGUUGAGUUUUGUGAUGGAGGACCUCCUGUGAAGAAUUUCAUAUCAUUAGCAGGUCCGCAUGCUGGGAUAGCUUCUAUUCCAUUUUGUGGAUCUGGCUUGUGGUGCGUUCUCGUGGAUUACUUAAUCGAGUUAGAGGUUUACAGCAACUAUGUCCAGGAACACUUGGCACCUGCUGGUUACAUUAAAAUCCCAACUGACAUUGAUGCCUAUCUACAAGGAUGUAAGUUUCUUCCAAAGCUUAACAAUGAAAUCGCUGAUCAGACAAACUCCACUUACAAGGAACGAUUUGCUAGCUUGGAGAAUUUGGUGCUAAUCAUGUUUGAGCAAGACACAGUUCUGGUGCCAAAGGAGACCUCCUGGUUUGGGUAUUAUCCAGAUGGGUCAUGGAGCACUAUUUUGACUGCACAAGAGACAACACUUUACACUGAAGAUUGGAUCGGUUUGAAAACCUUGGAUGAAGCCGGGAAGGUGAAGUUCAUAAAUGUAACGGGAGGGCAUCUUGACAUUUCUCAAAGUGACAUGAAAAAGUAUAUUGUACCAUACUUAGAGGACGAAGAAGCAUCCAAACAGCUCACAACAACAAAAUCAUCAUCCUUCAUAUGGUCCUCGUCAUUUUGGAACUUACUCAAGGAACUGGUUGGAUUCACAGAGGAUACACCUCUGCUGCAUACUCCAAAGUAAAUAUAAGUACCACACCAUUUCCACGAUAACCAGUGAGCUAUGAAUGGGGACACGAAAAUAUGUAAAACAAUUGAAAGGGGUAUUAAUUUAGGGAGCGUCAUUCGCACUGCACUUUUAUAUGUAUGCACUGCAAUCUAAUAUGAAAUAGAGUUUUAUCCUUAACUUUAAGAAUAAAUGAUUAUUACUUUUUAAAA
Molecule: messenger RNA, 1419 nt
Organism: Cornus florida
Lineage: Eukaryota; Viridiplantae; Streptophyta; Magnoliopsida; Cornales; Cornaceae
Exons: 12
Coding region: 173-1225 (350 amino acids)
Cellular component (GO): intracellular membrane-bounded organelle
Molecular function (GO): thiolester hydrolase activity
Source: RefSeq, a predicted model, not a curated record